This is a messenger RNA of Aaosphaeria arxii CBS 175.79, 841 nucleotides long. RefSeq lists its product as uncharacterized. The record is from RefSeq and is a predicted model, not a curated record. The transcript has a single exon. The coding region runs from base 347 to 841 and encodes 164 amino acids. Lineage: Eukaryota; Fungi; Ascomycota; Dothideomycetes; Pleosporales.
ACACUUAAAAACUAAUCUCAUUCACAAUAAACUAACUUAUCAAAUACCUACCAUCCUCUCACCGGUGGACUGGUUCUCAAUAAUCACACUUCCCUCCCCCAUCCCAUCCGUCCUCCCUGCGACAUCCCAUCCCCAUCGACACCCGACGACGGCGACGAAAACACUUGUCAUUUCCCAAUCCAGAUUCACCCGCAGCUGUCGCUUCGGGUGCGAGGCGGGGAGGGACCUCCAGGUUCGUUAGUUAGAGCGAAAGGGGGGUGUGGGCGCGCGGAACAUGUCGUGUAACGAGCAAGAUUGGAGAAGCAAGCAAGGUAGGGGAAAUGGAUGUGUGUGAAGGUGUGUAUGGAUGGGUGUGAUGGUGAUGUUCAAGCUUGUCCGUCCAUCUGUGUAUGUGGUCAUCUAUUUCUUUCUUUCCCAACGACGUCGUCGUCAGAGACCUGCAAAACUCACUCUUCGUGGUCAUGAUGAUGGUACUGAGGUUGUGAUGGCGGUGGCCCGCAAAGCACCCUCCAGCGAACUAUGUGUCGAGCCUCCUCGCUCGGAACUGCUGUACCACCCUUCCAUAGAUAGACUCUCACGCGCUGCCUGCCUGUCUAUCCGUCUGCUAGAGUGCGGGACGAGAGCGGAGCGAAGGGGAGGGGAGGGGAGGGACAACACACACACGCCGCGCACAUACCCAUGGGAUGAAGGUGUAACGGCGCACGCAGCUCGCUCCUCGCUGAAGACGGUGCUUGCUCGCUCGCUCGCUCGCUCGCGCGGCGCGAGGGCCCUUCGUCCAUCCGGAGGGAUGUCCACGACAGGCGCCACGGGCCCCGCUGGUGGUGGUCUGGCUCAUGUGUGA